Molecule: messenger RNA, 815 nt
Organism: Fimicolochytrium jonesii
Lineage: Eukaryota; Fungi; Chytridiomycota; Chytridiomycetes; Spizellomycetales; Powellomycetaceae
Product: GCN5-related N-acetyltransferase
Exons: 2
Coding region: 141-629 (162 amino acids)
Molecular function (GO): acyltransferase activity, transferring groups other than amino-acyl groups
Source: RefSeq, a predicted model, not a curated record
UUAGGGUUGACCACGACAGUUAGCCCCAUUGCCCCAACACAGGCUUACAGUACUCGCAUAUAAAGGCACCAGGCCUGCCAGCACAGCCCUCUCAACGCCAAAAAAUCCCCCAAUCCAACUCCGACACCCCACCCACAACAAUGACCGUCCCACAUCCCCAACCAACCGACUUCGAAAUCCGGCGCAUCCCCUACCUCCUCACCUACCCCCUCCGCACCGCCAUCCUCUGGCCCAACCAUCCCUCCGAAGUGCCCCUCGCCGCCGACCCCACCGGCCUCCACUACGGCCUCUUCCUCGCCUCCGAUUCUUCCACCCCCGUGAGCGUCAUCUCCCUCUUCAUCGAGUCCCCACCCGCCUCAGAUUUCACACCACAACAACAAUCAAAGGGCAAAAUCGCCCGGUUCCGCAAAUUCGCAACGGCGGCGGAAAUCCAGGGGAAAGGAUACGGCGGUGCGUUGCUGUCGCAUGUCUUUGAGGAUGCGAAGCGUAACGAGCGGAUCACGGGGGUGUGGUGCACCGCGAGGGUGAACCAGGUUGGGUUUUAUGAGAAGAGGGGGAUGAGCGUUGUUGAGGGGAGUGAGAGUGAUCAGAAGGGGGUUAAGCAUGUUAGGAUGGUUAUGGAGCUGUGAGGGGGUGGGAACGAUGGAGGGGCUGGAUCCUCGAUGGAGAUGAGCGGCGACGACUAGAGUUCGGUUUGGGUGCGGGUGAUGCCGAACAUCCGCAUGGGGAGCGGCGUCGAGUACAAUCCAUGUUCAGGCCCGCAGAUCGAACAGGACGGCAGAUAGAUGAAUAGACUAAAUACAAGAAAAAAAAUA